Messenger RNA from Drosophila takahashii, 621 nucleotides. RefSeq lists its product as uncharacterized. The record is from RefSeq and is a predicted model, not a curated record. Lineage: Eukaryota; Metazoa; Arthropoda; Insecta; Diptera; Drosophilidae.
CCCAUUCUCGAUACCAUUCGGAUCGUUAGGCAGUAGCAAAACCAAAUUCCAAGUAAAUUAUUUCUUGAAAAACAUUUCAAAUUCCGUACAAAUUGAAAACAGCACAAUGGUGUGGAAUGCGCUCUCCUUUUGGGACGGUCAGCCGGUCACCUCGCCCGUUUAUCCCCAGAUGGGGGAUCUGUGGAACCCCAAUACCACUGGAUACCAGCGGAGCCACCAUCAUCAUGCGGGUCAUGUGAACCAUGGGAGUCAUGGGAAUCAUGGGAAUUAUUUGAACCGGAGUUGUUAUCAUAAUCAACAUCAAAACCAGCGGAUGGACAUGGGCGACUUUCGCCAGAUGAGCUGUCCCAUGCCGAACUACUAUCCGCAGUUCCGGGAGCCCUGUUUGCAUGAUGGCGAGGCCUUCUGCGCCUACAACGGCAUGGAUAUGAACCAGGGUUACAAUAACGGAGCAGGACGACCUGGUAGUGGAGCUGGAACUGGAACCGGAACUGGAGGGGCACAUGGAACUGGUUCAGGAGACUUCUGGUAGAGAUCGGACCACCGUAUCGUGGCGUUUUUACUCGACUUUCUGUGCGUUUGGUCUUUUGGAACUAUUAAAAUGUUUUCUUGAAAAGUGAA